GGGUCGCCUCGUGGUGUCAAAAACACAUUGUUUUGGGACCGGAACAUUUCACUGUUUUUCGUUGAAUUUAUCAGCAAAAAUGAGGAAUCUUGUGCUCUUGUGUCAAGAGAACUACCCAACGGGUUGUAAUGCGAUUAAAUCCAUGAAGAUAGAUUCGAAAUGCAGUGGAAUUUGUUACGGUGUCGGUGAGAAAGAGGUUUUCCGGAUACACUGGCGAGAAAAGCGGAUGGAGCAGCUUUUUGCAUGUGAAGAUGUCCUGGACGUAGAGUACUUGAUGCUUAGCGGUGAGUUGUGCGUCGCCAAGACAUCUGGAGAGAUUCUCUUGUGGAAUUUUGACACGAAUACGUUCGACGAAGUGGCUUUCUGCGGAGACAUAAUCACAGCAAUGGCUUGGAGUCCGGAUCAGGAGAUGGUGGUUUUCGCCACGGAAUCGAACAGGAUUAUCGUGAUGCAUUCCCUAUUUGACAUCAUCGAGGAAGUGGAUCUGUUGGAGAACUCGUUCGGCGACAAGGAGUUUGUGGUCUUGGGUUGGGGAAAGAAGGAGACCCAAUUCCACGGAUCAGCCGGCAAGAAAGCAGCUCAGAAGAAAGAAAUCACAGAUCUUCCUGGGGAUUUUUCACCUUCGGAUGACUCAGGCGUUGCCACAGUGAACGUGGCUUGGAGGGGAGAUGGAGAGUACUUUGUUGUGAACUUCUUAAAAGACAAUCAGCGGCUCUUCAAGGUGUUCAACCGCGAAGGGAAGCUGCAAUACACGUCGGAGAAAUGCAUCGGAUUGGAGAGUUGUAUCGCCUGGAAGCCAUCGGGAUUGUGGAUAGCAGUCUCUCACAAUCUUGAGGAUAAAUACGUGAUUACCCUGUUUGAAAAGAACGGACUUCGCCAUCGUGAGCUGUGUCUUCCUUUCAAGAGAGAAGAAGAAAGCGUGAAAUCCCUCAAAUGGAGCAGCGAUUCUGUAGUUUUAGCCAUCCAUACGCUUAAGGAAACCUCGUCAAAUAUUUAUUUAUACACUUUGGGCAAUUAUCAUUGGUAUUUAAAGCAAACUCUUCAGUUUCAUGAUGUUGUGCAGCACUUUGAUUGGGAUUCGUCGCUAUAUGAAUGGAAAUCUUUACAUGUGCUAUUGGCUGAUGGAUCUUAUAACGUCUUCAAAUGGAAUGACGAUAUUAAUUGUUCUGUAGGACAGACAGUCCAAGACGAAUCUAUUGUAGGCGUUAUCGAUGGACAAAAUGUCCUACUGACCAACUUUCGAGGAGUUGUAGUUCCGCCUCCGUUGUGUGUUUUCACUCUCAAGAGCAAGAAUUAUGUAAACUCCGUGGGAUUUAUCCAGCACCCCAAAAAUCCUAGAGAUAGCAACAAAUUCUUCAGCAUUACAAAUCAACAUGUGAUGAGUUUCUACGAAUGCGAGUUUUCCGAAGGACAGUCUUCAGUUCGACACAUCAAGGGAUGCAAGGAAGUUGAGAAUUUUGAUUUAGUAGAGAAGUUCUCAUGCUAUAAUCUCACUCACUGGCUAACUGAUGGAGUAUUGAUCAUAGAAACAUUUAAGAAAGAUUUGGGAUCUUACCUGAACAUCCUGAUGAAAAAUGAGGACAACCAAUGGUGCAUUACGGAUGAAGUGUCCAUAAAGACUCACGCGAUCAGUAUAACAUCAAGUGACAGCAUUUCUUUAGUUGUGAAUUUGCUGGACAAAACAGUGCUGAAGAAGAAAGUCAUUGAUGGAAAGUUUGUGGAAGGUGAAGAGCACUUUUCUCUGCCGGAAUUCUGCGAAAAGACUAUCUCAGUGAAGAUUGCUUCAGAGGAGAAAACCUUUUCGUUGCGAGGUCGACAGAUGUUGUAUAUGAAUGGAGAUAAAUUCCAGCAAGAUGUAACAUCAUUCUUCAUAGCGCAGCCAUUCCUCGCCUACACCACCAUUGAUGAACUGAAGAUCAUUAAUCUGAUGAACAUGAACGUCGAUACUGUGAGGAAAACCGAAAGGGGAGCUAAGAUAGUGACAAUUGUUCCAAAACAUGAUAGAACAAUUCUGCAAAUGCCACGAGGGAAUUUGGAAACAAUCCAACCAAGAGCGCUGACUCUUAAUAUUGUUGGGGAAUUAUUAGAUGGCAAUGAGUACAGAAAGGCUUAUGAAAUACUGCGCAAACAGAGAAUCAAUCUCAACUUGAUUGUGGACCACAAUCCAAAGGAGUUUUUCUCUAAUUUGGAUGUUUUUCUGGAGGAAAUUACAAACCCAUCGUGGCUCAAUCUCUUCCUCACUGAUCUAAAGUGUGAAGAUGUGACCACAACAAUCUACGAAGGCUCCUACAGGAUGAAGACAAAGGAAUGUCCAGAAGACUACUCGAUAGAGGAAAAAGUGGAGAAAAUAUGUGAAGAAAUGUGUGAAAAGAUGGAAAGUAUGAAUGAGAAGAGAUUCACUCUCCCAAUAAUAACGAGUUUUGUGAAGAGAAACGACAUUGAGAGUGCGCUGACGGUGAUUUGGAACAUCAGAACCAGAGAGAGUCAGUCCCUGUGCGAUUUUUCUGAAUCUGAAGAUGCACUUAAUUAUCUUCUCUACCUCGUGGAUGUCAAUCAGUUGUAUGAUAUCGCUUUGGGAAUGUAUGAUUUCAAAUUGGUUCUCUUUGUGGCGGAAAAGUCGCAGAAGGAUCCGAAAGAGUAUAUUUCCUAUCUCAAGGACUUGAAUAAGUUGGAGGAGUUCUACAAACGUUACAAAAUAGAUUUGCAUCUAAAGAAGUAUGGCAAAGCUUUGGAGAAUAUCGCGAAGUGCGAAGGACACUUUGAGGAGUGCAUGAAGCUGGUGAAGGAACAGCAUCUUCACCCAAAGGCUAUGCAGCUCUUUCCACAAGAAUCGUCAGAAUACAAGGAAAUCGCUCAGGCUUAUGCUGACAAUUUACGCUUCAAGGGACUCCUCGAGGAGGCAAGCUUGAUGUACGAACGGGCAGGGAACUUGGAGGAGGCUAUUCAAACCGCCAAGAACACGCUCGACUUCAACAGGUGUUUGACACUAAAGAAGAAAUCAGGGGCCACUGAGGAGGAGCUCACGAAGCUGGUGAGCAGUCUCAUUCCCUCCAUGAAGGAGAAUUGCAUGUUCCGAGAGGCGGCAGAUCUCAUGAAGCAGUACAUGAGAAAUUCGACUCAAGUGAUUGAGACACUGCUAGAGGGGAAAUUAUACAUGGCAGCCGUUUACGAGUGGCAUGAAGUGCAGCCGAGUGAUUACUCACUAGAUUACAUGCGAGCUCAUUUGCAAAAGUAUGCUGAGGUGCUAAUGGAUUGCAUGAGGAACGAUAAAAGUCAGUUUGUGAGUUACAAAAUGCGUCUCGCAACCGUUCGUCAGAAGCGCCUGGAACAGCCAGAUGAUCCGGAUCUCAAUUACUUUGACGACUGUGACUUAUAUUCGGAUGUCACGAGUGCCAACAGCAGCAGGAUCACGGGGAGCUCUCGUGGAUCCUCCAAGACGUUCAAGUCCGGCAAGAGCAGACGAAAGCACAAGAGAAAGCUGCUAAGUUUGAAGGAGGGAAAUCCCUUCGAAGAUGUUGCCCUCAUCGAUGCGCUGUUCAAUUUGAUUUCAAAGUGCUUCAGUCAGCAGCAACACGUGAAAGAGAUUUGCAGAGCUUCUGUUCUACUGAAUAUUGAUGAAACGGGAAAAACGCUGCAGCACUGCUACAAGAACUUGCUCUACACCAUUCAGCUAUCAUUGGAUGAAAUUUGGAUUCCAAAUGAUACACGUUUGGAAAUUGUGGAACCUCACAAGCGACUUAAGCCGUAUCUCUCCUUAAUGAACUGGGAAUUUGAGAUUUUUAAGUGAGUUCAUUUUACUUCUAUCACCAUUUCUACACUUGAAUUGUAAGAUAAAUCUGUUUUAUUACUGAUUGUAAUAUACGAAGAUGUAUUUAAA
Molecule: messenger RNA, 3877 nt
Organism: Phlebotomus argentipes
Lineage: Eukaryota; Metazoa; Arthropoda; Insecta; Diptera; Psychodidae
Gene: Elp1
Product: elongator complex protein 1
Exons: 5
Coding region: 80-3787 (1235 amino acids)
Biological process (GO): tRNA wobble base 5-methoxycarbonylmethyl-2-thiouridinylation
Cellular component (GO): elongator holoenzyme complex; cytosol
Molecular function (GO): protein binding; tRNA binding
Source: RefSeq, a predicted model, not a curated record